UUUAAGAGCUUCCGGGGUGAACUGGGCAGGACGGAAGAACUCAAAGGCAACUAAAGAUGGCGGCGCAGACGCAUAAAAAUAACAAACCGGGGAAAUCAGGGGGGAAAGAAGCUCAGCCGCUGAUACUCCCCAAGACUCCGGCGGAGGAACAGCGUCUGAAGCUGGAGCGGCUCAUGCGGAACCCCGACAAAGUCGCUCCCAUCCCGGAGCGGCAGAAGGAGUGGGCCCCGCGAGCGCCGCCGGAGUUUGUCCGGGACGUGAUGGGCUCCAGCGCGGGCGCAGGCAGCGGGGAGUUUCACGUCUACCGCCACCUACGCCGCAGAGAAUACCAGCGGCAGGACUUUCUGGACAAAAUGGCAGCGAAGCAGGGCAAGGACGUGGACUACCUGAAGAAACUGGAGCAGAACCAAGUGGAGGCCGAGGAGCGAACGGCGAAGCGAAGGAAGAAGCGAGAAAAGCUGAAGCUGAAGAAGCUGUUGGCAAAGAAGGCUAAGAUGGAGGGGAAGGAGAAAAAAGAUGGAGACGAGGACUCUGACAGUAGUGGAGAGGAAGAACGGAAGGAGGAGAGUGGGGAAGAAGAGCAAAAAGAGGACGACGCUGAGACCCCGAGCUUCAUCAUGGGGAGGAAAUGAACAACCAUAUGAAAGUACAGUGGCAGGAGUUAGCCUGGUCUCUAAGCAACUUAACACCUGCCCGGACCAUAAAUGGUUGAUUGAGUCAGGAGAUGGAGAAACGUAUUGACUGGAUCCGUUGUACUGUUAAAUACAGAACUCCCUGAGUGGAUUUUAGCCAAUCACUUGAUUCGGUUUGGACACGUGAUCACACUCGCAAAACUGUGAAGCUGUUGGGUUUUGCCUAAAUUGUUUGCUCAUGUUUUGUUUUAAUAAAAAAAUAAAAAACUUUAAUUCUAUGUUUCCAUUCUUUGCUCUCAAGAAGGGGAUGGAGGAUUAUUCACAUUCGAAAUGUGCUUUUUCUUAAGGUUAUGACGUCAUGUCUGUGUAUUUUGCCGCCUUGUCGAUCGGCCCCUGGUGACCUCUAUCACCCGUGGGAACAGCAAGGCUGCAGAAAGCGUCUCAAAGGAUGAAAAGGCGUGGCUUCCGCAGGCUUGGGAGUCCCACGUGCGAUGUUCCUUGGACAGACUUCCUGCUUCCCACGGAGGAGGCGGUCCGGCUCAGUGGCCGCCACCUUUCUUGAGGCAGGUAGAGUAAAAAAAAACAGGCAGCUUGAUAUUGUUUGGGCCAGGAGAAGCUAUUCCUGUCAGACACUGUCUGCUGUCACAGUAAUAGUUUAAUACCCCAUCAUUAUUCUCACUUUAAUUCAUAUCCAUCAUUUUUAAAGGUGGAUUUGCUUCAGCGUAGAGGCGGAAGGUGCUCCACAGUUUAAACUAAGUUAAGAGGUUUGUGUCGGCACCGUCUUCCUUUAACCGUGUCCUGCACUGAGGUUUGUUUUGGUCCCAAAGUAAUAUUGGUGGGGAUAAGAUUUGAGGGAGUAUUUAGAAGAUUUCUUGAUAUACUUGCAAUAAGCGGUCAUAUUCAAUAGAUCAGAAUUCUGAUUAUAUUCUGAUUUAUUGAAAGUAUGAUUGUCAGAUUAAUCAUACUUUUCGAAUAUAACAAUCUUUAAGCAAGUAUAAAGAGUUAUUUUACUCGGCCUGGAUUUCUGGAUUAAAGAAAUGCUAUCAAAAUGUUUUUGCUAGCUGUACAAUAAAUAAAGGCAAAAAAA
This is a messenger RNA of Xiphophorus hellerii (green swordtail), 1719 nucleotides long. RefSeq names its product PRKR interacting protein 1 (gene prkrip1). The record is from RefSeq and is a predicted model, not a curated record. The coding region runs from base 57 to 632 and encodes 191 amino acids. The transcript has a single exon. NCBI's taxonomy places the organism in Eukaryota, Metazoa, Chordata, Actinopteri, Cyprinodontiformes, Poeciliidae. Gene Ontology annotation, biological process: negative regulation of protein kinase activity. Gene Ontology annotation, cellular component: nucleolus. Gene Ontology annotation, molecular function: protein kinase binding; protein kinase inhibitor activity; double-stranded RNA binding.